This is a messenger RNA of Nelumbo nucifera (sacred lotus), 2863 nucleotides long. RefSeq lists its product as uncharacterized. Gene Ontology annotation, biological process: cortical microtubule organization. Lineage: Eukaryota; Viridiplantae; Streptophyta; Magnoliopsida; Proteales; Nelumbonaceae. The record is from RefSeq and is a predicted model, not a curated record. Gene Ontology annotation, cellular component: cortical microtubule.
AGGCUUCAGCCAUCAGCUUCAACUUCAAGUGAAAGAGAAACACAUACCAGAGAGAGAGAGAGAGGGAGGGAGCGCUGCUCCUGCUUCCUGUUGCUGCGUCCUGCUCCUGUCGUCCUGUCCUGUCAAAGGAAAUCAAAAACAAAACGGGCUCCUGUUCUUGCUUUGUUCCCUCCAUGUAAUCUCGCAUGGUUUUCAUCCCACUCUCCAAGCGACAAAAAGCAAAUAAUACAAAAUCUAUUCACUUUUGUUUUAACUUUUAUCGCAUUUGAUCUGUAAAAGACCUCAAGCUCUGUUUCAGAUCUCUCUGUCUCUCUGAGCUUUGUUUCUGCAAAAAUGGCGGUUGGUUCGUGCGAAUGGUUUCCUUAAGAAAUCGAACGGCGCGGGGACUGACGUGGUAGGGCAAGUGUAAACUCGGCAGAGAUCGGAAGGCAGAGAUAGAUUUGAUUGUUAAGACAACGCGAAAUGCCGUUUCGUUCCCUGCAAGUUUCUAUGUUGCUGUUUACAGUUUUGAAGCUAGAUUUAAGAUCUGUUGCUCUUGUUUUGGCGUUUUACGAAAUUUGAGGGUUUUCCGUUUCGGGUGGAGGCGGUUUUGUUCGGAGGAGUGGAUGAGAAGCUAGGUUUUAGGUGGGAGGUUUCUCUCUUUUACUCGUUUCUUUCGCUGAGGCUCGUUUUUGGAACUUUGGUUAUGAAUCGCAGCUUUCGGGCUCAGGAAUCGCAAAUGCAGGCGUCCGUACAGCAGAGACAACACGGGAGGAGUCUCGGGACUGUGAUGAAGGAGAAGGAUGAGGAGCUCGCUUUAUUUCUCGAGAUGCGGAAGCGCGAGAAGGAACGGAACAAUCUUCUUCUGCUUCAGAACACCGAAGAAUUUGACGCUCCUCUAGGAUCUAAGACUGGCAGUUCUCCCAUAUUCAAGAUUGUGUCAUCUACACCUGCCCGAAAGACUGGUGCUGAUGAUUUCCUGAAUUCGGACAACGAUAAAAAUGAUUAUGAUUGGCUUCUUACUCCACCUGGUACUCCUCUUUUCCCAUCAUUGGAGAUGGACUCUCAGAAAACCAUUAUGAGUCAGAUGACUCAGAUUGGAACUCCCAAAGCUCGGCCAACUUCACUAAAGUCUAGGCUGGCAAAUCCACAAAUAGAACCUGCUCCAAGGAGCAAUUUAACAUCUAGGUCAUCAACAUUGUCCCCUGGGUUGAACUCUUCCAUCACAGGCACUCGCAGGCCCUCAUCAUCAGGAGGACCAGGUUCAAUUGCAUCUAGGCCUGCAACACCAACUGGACGACCAACAUUAUCCACUAAAACAAAACCCUCUAGACCUUCCACACCUACUUCACGGGCCACAUUGCCUGCUUCCAAGCCUGCAGCUCCAGCAGCUCCUGCAAGAUCGUCAACUCCUUCACGAGCUACUGCUAGGUCUUCAACUCCAACAUCCAGAUCCUCAAUUCCAGCACCCAAGACUACAUCAAGAUCAGCAACACCAACACGUCGACCAUCAACUCCAUCAAGUGUACCUACUGUCUCUGCUCCUCCUGGCCGGUCUUCUUCAGUGACCAAGUCAGGCCCAACAACAGUACGAAAUCCGGUGCCAUCACGUGGCAGUUCACCAACAGUAAAAUCCAGACCUUGGAAGCCAUCUGAGAUGCCUGGUUUCUCACUUGAUGCUCCUCCAAAUUUAAGGACAUCAAUGCCGGAAAGGCCACUUUCAGCCUCUAGGGGUAGGCCUGGAGCACCCAGUUCUCGAUCCUCUUCUGUUGAGCCUGGUUCUCAUGGAAGACCUAGACGGCAAUCAUGCUCUCCUUCAAGAGGGCGGGCUCCUAAUGGUAGCAUCCAUAGCAGUGGGAGCUCUGUUCCUGCAAUGAGUCGAUCACAUUCCAAUGGUGGUGAUAAUAUCAGCCCUGUUCUUAUUGGAACUAAGAUGGUUGAAAGGGUAAUAAACAUGCGAAAACUGGCACCCCCAAGGCAAGAUGACCGGUCUACACAUAAUUUGGGAGGGAAGUCCACAUCAUCCCCAGAUAGCUCGGGCUUUGGAAGAACACUUUCAAAGAAAUCAUUGGAUAUGGCUCUGAGGCAUAUGGAUAUACGGAGAAGCAUUCCAGGUAGUUUACGCCCGUUGAUGACAAAUAUCCCAGCUUCCUCUAUGUAUAGUGUGAGAUCAGGGCCAGCAAGGGCAGUUAGUGUUUCGGACUCGCCUCUAGCCACAAGCAGUAAUGCCAGUUCCGAGCAGAGUGUCAAUAACAAUGCCCUCUGUUUGGAUGGGAGUGACAUAGGAGAUGAUGAUCUUGGCAGUGAGAGAGGUCGAUCCUCUCCUGCCAGUCAACGUGGCAGGUGAUCUUAAAGGGUUUUCUAUGCUCAGAUCCAAAUUGAUUUUGUGCACUCUUUGAAGGUAUUUCAACAAUUCAACCAUUGCUUUGGAAACUCAACCAGCUGGUGAUUAGCAAGGCAGAUUGCAUGGCGACCUGUAAGAGAUGCAUCUAAUUCUAAGGUUUCUGUAAAAGUGUAAAGUGUAUCAGAUGGGUUUGGCAACUAAGCUAUCUUCAAGGCCAUUUGUACUGUUACUAAAACCAGUUAGACAUCUGCCAAACCUUCCGAGUUAAAGAAUCUAUACUAUUGGGGUAUGGUGAAUCCAUACAGACUCCAAACCUUGUUCUGGAAAUUAAAGUGUCAAGUAUUCUACUACUUUUAUGUACUAAAAGAAAGGAACUAGUUUGCAUUAUUGGUCUACAAUUUUUUUUUUAAGCUCUAACUGCUGCUGAAGGAAGCCCUGCCGGGAGCUUUCACAUCUGAUCUGCGAUGAUAGUCUUUUGGAACUGUGGAACUCCUUUGCCAAGUUUCAAGUAAAAACAAGGGUAAAUUGCAUAUUAGUACA